Molecule: messenger RNA, 1890 nt
Organism: Pelagomonas calceolata
Lineage: Eukaryota; Pelagophyceae; Pelagomonadales; Pelagomonadaceae
Source: the annotation of a GenBank genome assembly
GUCUUUGGAGUGGGCGCGUCGGACAAGGCUGUUUAUAAGCGGUUGAGGAAGCUAGAAGGUUUUGAGAAAGUGACGAGUGUCGAAGGAGCAGCAAUGCGGCCGGCGGGCGCCUUAGCAGUGGCCACAUUUUCAUCUUUACAAAAGGCGUCGCAAGCGUGCCAGCGGCUCGAUGGUGCUACGUUCAAGGGGUCGAAGCUCGCGUGCCGCCUCGAGGCGCACGUCGAUAGAUCAAAUGAACAGAAAGGUAGGUUAGUCGUGCGCAAUUUGCAUUUUAGGGCGUUGGAAGAGGACCUGUUGGAUGCGUUCAUGGCGUACGGCCCGCUGCGCGAGGCGCGCGUGCCGCGCGUCGGCGAAAAGUCGCGGGGAUUUGGCUUCGUCGAGUUCUUCUGCGAGAGCGACGCGCGGCGCGCUUUGAAGGCCGCGUCUUCUGGUAAAUUUGCGGUGAAGGGGCGGCCCGUGGCCGUGGACCAGGCGACGCCGAAGUCCGACCAUGUCGUGGCGGCGCCCGAGCCCGCCCAGGCGUCCGAAGACGGCGCCUCGGCGUCGGGCGACGAGUCCGAGGCUGCCGAGGCGUCGGACGCCGCCGAGGAGGACAACGAAGACGCGGGUGGCGAGGAGUCUGACGCCGCCGAGGACGACGACGACGAGGAAUCGGACGACGAGGAGGCCUCGGAAGACAAGAAGCCCGACGACGUCGCCGAGGGCCGGACGCUGUUCGUCAGGAACGUGCCCUACGGCGCCACCCGAAAAGCCCUGGCCGAGCUCUUCGCGAAGAGUGGUAGUAUAGAAAGCGUCCACGUCGUCAAGGACAAGGCCACGGGCCUGGGGAAAGGCUCGUGCUUCGUACGCUAUUCUUCGGCGGACAGCGCGACGAACGCGACGAUGGAGGCGUGGGCCCUCGACGCGCGGCCCUUGAUUGUGGCUCUAGCGGUUGAUCAGUCGACAGCAUCGAAGCUGAGAGACGAAGUCGGCCCCGCGAAAAAACGCAAGCUCGAGCACGCGUUGGUCGGAGGCGACCGGCGCCACGUGGCUCUGAGUAGAGAGGGUCUCAUCCAGAAGGGCGACCCCGCGGCCAUUGGUGUUCCGGAAAACGAUCUUAAGAAGAGAGAACGGGCGCGCCAGGAGGCGGCCACAAAAUUGAGAAAUCCAUUAUUCCACGUGAACCCGCAGCGGUUAUCCAUAAGAAACCUCGCGCCGCACGUCGACGCGGCCCUCCUGAAGGAGUUGAUCGAGGCGGCCGGCGUCUCUCCGAAGGAUGUGGGCGCGGUGCACGUGGCCCGGGACAAGGUGCCGACGGUGCCCGGUAAAAAGCCCAAACCCGGCAAGUCCAAGGGUUAUGCGUUUGCCGAGUUUUCAAGUCAUGCGUGCGCCAUGCGGGUCUUGCGGUUUGCGAACAACAACCCGGAAUUAGCGAGUUACUGCGUGCCCCGCGGCAAAAAAAUGGGGAGUGAGGUGCCGCGGCCGAUCGUGGCCUUUGUCGUCGAGGACCACCGGAAGGUGGCCCUGCGCCAGAAACGGGAGGACGACGCGAAGGCGAAGGCGACGGCGCCGUUGGACGGGCCGUCGCGCAAGGAGCGGCGGCGGGAGAAGCGCAUCGCGAACCGGCUGGAGAAGAAGCGGGCCCGGAAGGGCGCGGAAGAAGUUCCGAAGGCUCCGAGGAAGGUCGUGGACGACGGGUUGAUGCGCGACCGCGCGGACGACCGCGCCGUCGAGCAGGUCUUCGACGCCGCCGAGCGCAAGCGCGACAAGAAGCGGAGGAAGAAGAAGGCGCCGGAGCAGGACGUCGAGCGCGCAAUUAGCAAGCGCCGCAGCGGCCUACCUCGCGUCGCUGAAGAAGGCCGUCGUCGCGGGCGAGGGCCGGUGGUUCGAGUAAACAGUUGUGUCAGUUAG